CAUCUCUAUCACUAACUUGACAAUAUCUCGACACUUUGUACUGCCACAGCAAAGAUGUCUCACCGAAAGUUUGAAGCCCCGCGACACGGCUCGCUGGCCUUCCUUCCCCGAAAGAGAGCGGCAAGACACAGAGGAAAGGUCAAGAGGUUGGUUAUCUGAAGUCAUGACUCGCUUGAAAGAGUCGAAGCUGAAACAUUUCACAGCUUUCCCAAGGAUGACCCCAAGAAACCAGUACAUUUGACCGCAGCCCUGGGCUACAAGGCCGGCAUGACCACCAUCGUCCGUGACCUUGACAGACCGGGUGCGAAGAUGCACAAGAAAGAGGUUGUCGAAGCCGUCACCGUUGUCGAGACCCCACCUUUGAUCGUCGUCGGUCUCGUCGGCUACAUCGAGACCCCUCGGGGCCUGCGAUCACUCACAACAGUUUGGGCAGAACAUCUCAGCGACGAAGUCAAGCGAAGAUUCUACAAGAACUGGUACAAAUCGAAGAAGAAGGCCUUCACCAAGUACGCCAAGAAGCACUCAGAGAACAAGGGCGCCUCCGUCACCCGAGAACUCGAACGUAUCAAGAAGUACGCUACAGUCGUCCGUGUCCUUGCCCACACUCAGAUCCGCCAAACUCCUCUCAAGCAGAAGAAGGCUCACUUGAUGGAGAUCCAAAUCAACGGUGGAAGCGUGGCAGACAAAGUUGCCUUCGGCAAUGGCCUCUUUGAGAAACCCGUCGAGAUCGACACCAUCUUUGAGCAGGAUGAGGUCAUUGAUGCCAUUGCCGUCACCAAGGGCCACGGUUUCUCUGGCGUCACCAGCCGAUGGGGAACCAAGAAGCUUCCAAGAAAGACACACAAGGGUCUUCGAAAGGUCGCCUGUAUCGGUGCAUGGCAUCCUUCCCACGUCCAGUGGACCGUUGCCCGUGCCGGUCAAGACGGUUACCAUCACCGUACCUCGGUCAACCACAAGAUCUACCGCAUUGGCAAGGGCUCAGACGAGAAGAACGCCGCCACCGAAUUCGAUGUGGUCAGCAAGCAAAUCACACCUUUGGGUGGCUUUGUCCAUUAUGGUGAAGUCAAGAACGACUUCGUUCUACUCAAGGGCUCCAUUCCCGGUGUCAAGAAGCGAGUCAUCACCCUCCGCAAAUCUCUCUACACUCAUACAUCCCGCAAAGCUCUCGAGAAGGUCGACCUCAAGUGGAUCGAUACUUCGUCUAAAUUCGGUCACGGAGCUUACCAGACUGCCCAAGAGAAGAGACAGUUCCUCGGUACUCUCAAGAAGGAUCUUGUCGCUUCUUCGUAGAAUCUUUGCAUGCUGGAGAGAUGCAAAGAGUGGAUACCCUAAAGGUCCUGGGGGUUGGAGCCUUCUUGACCCAUGAAAAGUGUGUUUUCUGUCUUGCGUCAUGAGCGAAAUCCCAGACAGGAUACGGCACCACCUAGAACCCAGAGCUUUCCUGUAUUGCUCUAUGGUUCAUGCGCGAGAAUCAAGUCAAGCUGCUCCAUUAGUUGUUACACUGCAACCCAUAGCUGCAUAGUGGAGUUUGUAGUGCACAAUGAAAUACAGAUGCCAAAAGA
This is a messenger RNA of Exophiala mesophila, 1562 nucleotides long. Its product is annotated as 60S ribosomal protein L3, variant. Lineage: Eukaryota; Fungi; Ascomycota; Eurotiomycetes; Chaetothyriales; Herpotrichiellaceae. The transcript is spliced from 5 exons. Gene Ontology annotation, biological process: translation; ribosomal large subunit assembly. Gene Ontology annotation, cellular component: cytosolic large ribosomal subunit; ribosome. The coding region runs from base 268 to 1290 and encodes 340 amino acids. Gene Ontology annotation, molecular function: RNA binding; structural constituent of ribosome. The record is from RefSeq and is a predicted model, not a curated record.